Molecule: messenger RNA, 2351 nt
Organism: Castor canadensis (American beaver)
Lineage: Eukaryota; Metazoa; Chordata; Mammalia; Rodentia; Castoridae
Source: RefSeq, a predicted model, not a curated record
GCAGGAGGGCGUGCGGCCGAUGGCUGGGCUCUGCGGAGCUGUGGCGUUCAGCGCGGCGCGCUGGCUCUGCCGGCAGACGCCUGUGGGGCUCCGGGGCAGGUGGUCCGGGAGGGGCUACGCCGUGGGCCGCGCUGAGAGCCCACCAACCUUUGGGUUCCUGUUGGACAUCGAUGGCGUGUUAGUACGGGGUCACAAAGUGAUCCCAGCUGCUCUGGAAGCAUUCGGCAGGCUGGUGAACUCCCACGGGGAGCUACGGGUGCCUGUGGUUUUUGUCACAAAUGCUGGGAACACCUUACAACACAGUAAAGCCCAGGAGCUGUCAGCUCUGCUGGGGUGCAAGGUGGAUCCAGACCAAGUCAUUCUCUCUCACAGCCCCAUGAAGCUCUUCUCCCAGCACCAUGACAAGCGGAUGCUAGUGUCAGGGCAGGGGCCCAUGGUGGAGAAUGCCCGAGCGUAUCCUUUUGUCUUCUUGCUAUGGUUGGAGAGGAAGGGGCAGGACUACGACUUCUCCCUUGGCCAUGCGGGAACCAGAGUAGGGAGUGCUGUGGCCCAUGACUGGGCUUCCGAGACGUGGUUACAGUGGAUGAGCUGCGAAUGGCCUUCCCAGUGCUGGACAUGGUGGAUCUCGAGCGGCGGCCAAAGACCACGCCCUGUCCAGCUUCUUGGCUUGGGUUGCUCAGUGAGCAUGGUCUCUGACCCACCCACCUCUAGAGACUGGAUGCUCCUGGAGUGGAAAGUGACUGUGGCAUUGAUGGGCCUCUUCUUUGUCUUUUGGCAGCCCCUUCUGAGGAGUGACUUCCCAGCUAUUGAAGGGGUGCUCCUCCUUGGGGAGCCUGUCCGCUGGGAGACAAGCCUGCAGCUGAUCAUGGAUGUCCUCCUCAGCAAUGGGAAACCUGGGGCUGGCCUGGCAAUGGCCCCCUAUCCCCACCUUCCUGUCCUGGCCAGCAACAUGGAUCUCCUUUGGAUGGCUGAAGCCAAGAUGCCCAGGUUUGGCCAUGGCACUUUCCUGCUGUGCCUGGAAACCAUCUACCGGAAACUGACGGGCAAGGAGCUGAGGUACGAGGGCCUGAUGGGCAAACCCAGCAUCCUCACUUACCAGUAUGCAGAGGACCUGAUCAGGCAACAGGCGGAGCGGCGGGGCUGGGCUGCCCCCAUCCGGAAGCUCUAUGCUGUAGGUGAUAACCCCAUGUCUGACGUCUAUGGUGCCAACCUGUUCCACCAGUACCUGCAGAUGGCGAAAUGUGGCAAGGCAGAGGAGCAAGAGGCUGUGGGCCUGUGGAAGCAGCGACCCUCAGCAACCCAGAGCUGCACCUCCAUCCUGGUGUGCACUGGUGUGUACAGUUCCCAGGUCCUGGGGUCCACACAGCCUUCCCUGGGAGGAGCAGAGCCUCCAUUCCAUGGGCACCGGGACUUCAGCUUCAGUCCAGAGCUCAUGCAGGCGUCCCACAUUGUGAACGAUGUGAACGAGGCUGUGCAGCUGGUUUUCCUCCAGGAGGGUUGGGCUGGAUAGUGAGGGGCUGCAUUGGAGGCAAGGGGCCUGAGGAAGCCUGGGCCACAGAGAAAUCCUAUCUGCUGGGCCCUGGCCUAGGUCAUGUGUCAAGUCACGUCUGGUUCCCUUGCCACUCUCUUCCUGGGAUGUACUGGUCAAGAGGACAGUGGCGUAUUUUUUUCCUGCUGGGCGUAGCCACAGAAAUAUCCCUUGGGCAGCAUUUCAUGUGGAGCUGCUGGAAUUUCUGGGCAAAAUUGCUAUGUGCCUUGCCCUGCAGUCUGAAUUCAUGCCAGUCCCUUUACCUCUGUGCCUCAGUUUUCUCCUCCUCGCAGCAGGGACUUCUAAACAAAGGGGAGGCAGUAUGGAAUAAUGUGGAAGCUUCUGCAGAGCCUUUGCUCAAUGAAGUAACCACUGCAUGUAAGCAAGGUGUGUAACGCUUACAUGCUAGUUUUUACUGUAUUUUAGUUUAUUACCCAGAGACUUUGGGCUUAUUUUUUUAAAUUAAAAUCAUCCUAAUAAAUAUUCGUUGUGCUAUCUCUUGUGAAGCUGUCUGGAAUGUAAUAAAGUCCCAUGGGGAGCAGACAGUGGGUGAGUGGUACCCAUGGGUAAUCUCUCUGGAGGCAUUUCACUUCAUAAGGUGUGGGGUGUCCAACCACUGUCUUUCUGCCCCUGCCCUGAACCCACACCCAGCCUGGGCUGCUGACUUUACCUGAGCAUAACUAUCCAAAACCCAGUGCACCUGAGCUGACUCUUCUAGUACUCCGAGCAUAACCCAUUCUCUCCUGUAGUCUUCCCUGGGCAUCUCCUCAUUGUCCCCAGUGACAUCACACUGCUCUUGUCUUGUCCCCCAUAUAAACUUUGC